This is a messenger RNA of Coccomyxa subellipsoidea C-169, 3855 nucleotides long. Its product is annotated as Six-hairpin glycosidase. Lineage: Eukaryota; Viridiplantae; Chlorophyta; Trebouxiophyceae; Coccomyxaceae. Gene Ontology annotation, biological process: carbohydrate metabolic process. The record is from RefSeq and is a predicted model, not a curated record. The transcript is spliced from 23 exons. The coding region runs from base 1 to 3855 and encodes 1284 amino acids. Gene Ontology annotation, molecular function: hydrolase activity, hydrolyzing O-glycosyl compounds.
AUGGGCGAAGAGGCCAGCCCGUCGUUUAGGAAAGACGCGGACGCCUCCUACGAUGAUGGGUACAGCGAAGGAGGUUCCUUUAGUGGGAGGGACAGCUACAUGGACGAGACCGAAGGCGGCAUGCGUAAUUUUGACUUCGAUCCGGAGCAUCCAGCAAGGGGAGCGCCGAGCUUUGCAGGAUCAGGGAAGGCGAAGGAGGAGGGCAUAGGAUCGCUGGCGAGGCUGGUGGAGGCCCUGGAGAUGUAUGACAACCCGCACUUUGACUCCUACGUGUCAGAGGAGCAGGACGGAUCGCUGGGGGCAGGCCGGGGCAGCAUCCACCCCUUCGGAAGUAUGCGCCUGGGCGAUGACAUGGACGGGGAUGACAAGGCGCUGCUUGGCGGCGGCGGCAUGCGCAAGGGAGGAUACGCAAAGAGCUGCGAUUCCUUCGGCUACGCAGCGGAGAUGAACCCAAAGCUCAAGGGCAAGAAGGUGCCUCUGCUUGACGAGGAGCCGACGGAUGAGUAUGUGCCGCCGCCCUUCAAUGCAAAUGCCCCCCAGGGAGCGGAGGCGAUGGAGCGAGGUGAGAGCGGCGAGGGACUGGAGGGGGAGGGUGAGUGGCCAAGGCGGCCCUUCAAGCGCGGAUGGAAGUUUAACGCCGUGGGCAUGACCCUGAUGUCCAUCUUUGUGCUGGCGCUGGGCUUCUACCUGUGGGUCCGCAUCACCAAGACCCUUGACCUGGGCCAGUACACCUGGUAUGGGUGGAUGGUGCUGAUCGUGGAGAUGCUGGGAGCCACCUCCACCAUUUUGUAUGGCAUGAACAUCAUUCUGGACCCUGUGCAUGAGAAGCUGGAAAUGGAGGAGGGCAGCCCUGGCAUUACAAAGACGAAGUGGCGCUACCAUGUGCGCGUGCUGGUGCCGUGCUACAAGGAGCCGCUGGAGAUCACUGCGCGCACGGUGCAGGCGGCCUAUAACGCCAAGCUGCCUGCCGGCUGCGACCUCACCAUCUACCUCUGCGACGAUGGCAAGGACCCCCUGAAGCGCAAGUGGUGUGAGCAGAUGGGCCCAGAGAUCAUCUACGUGAGCGGGCGCAUGAGGAAGUCAGGCGAGAUGAAUGGCAAGUCAGCCAAUCUGAACAACUGCCUGUCCCACAUCUACCCUGUGGGCACGCCCAUCCCCGCCAACGAGAUCACCUGCAUCUUCGAUGCCGACCAGGUGGCCAACCCGGACUUUUUCCUGAAGACGCUGCCGCUGUUUGACGCGGGCGACGAUGUGGGCAUGGUGCUGUCGCCCCAGGCCUUCAACAACCUGAACCCCAGCGCGGACAUCUUCAACCACGGCAACAUCCAGUUCUGGGAGUACGCGCAGCACGGCUACGACGCCCUCGGCUUCAUCUCCUGCACAGGCACCAACUUCUUGACGCGGUCGCUGGCGUUUGAGCAAGCGGGGUGGUCGCCGGAGUACACGCUGACGGAGGACUAUGCGCUGGGCAUGGAGCUGCGCAAGCGCAAGUGGAAGUGCCGUUACGUGGAGGAGUACCUGGCAGUGGGAGAGGCGCCCGAGCAAGUCAGAAACUGCUUCCAGCAGCGCUCCCGCUGGGCCAAGGGUCAUUUCCAGAUCGUAUUGUCCAACGAGCACUGCCCGCUGUUCCAGAGGGACCUCAGCUGGUUCCAGCGCCUCAUGUACUGCUCGGGAGUCUGGUCCUACGUUGUGGGUGCCAUCACUGCGCCCAUGUUCAUCGCCAUCCCCCUGGUAACCAUCUGGGCCGGUGUCUUCCCCAUCGUCGUCUCCUGGUGGGCCGCAGUGGGUCUGACGGUGUAUUUCCUGGCGCAAUACAUGGUGCUCAACUACGUGCGCAAGUUCAACCACAUCAAGCCGCUCUGGUUUGCCAACGUGGCCAACAACAUCCUCUGGUGGACCUUCGUCAAGGCCUGCUGGCGUGCCGUGGGGUCGACCAUGGGCAAGGGCAUAACCUUCAAGACCACGCUGAAGGGGCGCGGCAUGCUGAUCGCCAACUCCAUUGGAGACCUGUGGAUGCCCAUGAUCUGCUUCCUCGGCCUCCUCGCCUCCCUCGGUUUUGGCAUGUUCAAGGUGUUCACGGGGCCCACAGUGGUGACGACGCUGUCCAUAUCGCUGGUGUGGAUCAUCUACAGUGCUAUCCCGCCCUACCUGCUCCUGCACUACAACUUCAUUGGCCGCGGCGCCACGCUACGCUGGGCAUGCACGCUCUGCUUCCUCAUCUCCUCCCUCUGCGGCAUUGCGGCAAUCACCCUCCUCUGGCUCGUCUAUCCCACGCAGUAUGACUACAGCGGCAUCAUGGGCAUGACGUACCGCUUCUACGAUGCUGAGCGGGUUGGCGCGCUGCCGGGCAACUACAGCAUCCCCUGGCGCGGCCCAGCCUUCCUGCAGGAAGCUGGCCCCAAGGCGCAGGGCUUUGGCAACAUGACCGGUGGAUUCAUGACCGGUGGGCAGGCGGGCACGCUGAAGAUGACCAUCCCCACGGCCUUCUCCAUGACCAUGCUGGCCUGGGGCAUGCUCGAGUUCCCUCAUGGGUAUGCGAAGGCGAACACGACGGCUGAUGGGCUGGAGACGCUGAAAUGGGGCACGGACUACCUGCUGCGCACGCUGGCCAAGCAGACCAAGGCCGGGCAGCGCUACCCCGAGUACAACAUUGCCUACCAGGUGGGAAAUUACUCGGUGGACCGCGGCAGAUGGGACCGGCCUGAGAACUUCAGAGACAAGCGCCCGGUCUACUAUGUUCCCACCAAGAACGGCACGUCGGAUCUUGGGGGCCAGAUAGUGGCGGCACUAGCGUCCACGGCGAUGGUGUUUCAAGGGGUUGAUGACAAGUACUCCAACAAGCUGAUGCGCGAGGCGCUGGACCUGUACGCGGCCGUCAGCCGCAAGAAGGGUAUGUGGAGCGACCAGUUCCUCUACGCCUGCGCACCACCGGACCCGACGGCGCGGCUGAGCAACCCCAUAAAGCCCUCCUGCAAGCAGCCAGACGUGGCUUUCCGUGGCAGCAUGGUGUAUUGGUACAACAGCACCAGCUGGCGCGAUGACAUGGCGUGGGCCGCCAGCUGGAUGUUCCGGGCCUCGGGGGACCCCAACUAUCUCAGCGACGCCUACGGCUUCUACCGCACCCACAAGGACCUUGAGGGCGACCUUGACACCCGCUACCUGAUUGACUGGGACAACAUGAUAUACCCGACAACAGUGAUGCUGGCCAUGCUGACAGACAACCCCCAGUUCCACAGCGAGGCCCAGGCCUACCUCCAAAAGUGGCUCUGCAGCUCUGGGGACACGAUAAGCUACACGCCGCUGGGCCGCGCUUACAACCGCUUCAACCCGGCGCUUGGGCAGACCAUGAACGCAGCGCUCGUGUCCGUAAUCUACGGCCAGGCCAUCCAGCCGCCAGCCAUCGCCCCCAAACCCUUCGAGACGGUGAGGUACAGUGACGGGCUGAAGAGCCAGAAGUACAUCUGCUGGACGCGCAAGCAGAUGCGCUACAUACUGGGCGACCACGACGUGUCUUAUGUCACCGGCCUCGGCGCGAAGAAGGGGACCCCCCAGCGGGUGCAUGACAGGGGGGCCUCCUGCCCCAGCCCGCCCCAGAACUGCAGCGCCAUCACUGCCCUCUACAACCCCACCCCCAACCCUCACACCCUCACCGGCGCCCUCGUCAUGGACCCGCGCACGUGGGACUUCUUCGACGACAACCGGUCGAGCAACGACACGUGGGUGGCCAUCGACAACAACGUGGGCCUGACUGGCGCGCUGGCCGGCCUCAACCAGGUCACGGGCACCUACGACCAGUGCCUGCAGGGCUACGGCAUCCUCGCACGCGAUGCCGCCAUCUGCGACUCCCACCUCUAG